Molecule: messenger RNA, 862 nt
Organism: Arabidopsis arenosa
Lineage: Eukaryota; Viridiplantae; Streptophyta; Magnoliopsida; Brassicales; Brassicaceae
Source: the annotation of a GenBank genome assembly
GCGGCGGCGUUAGGUGGUCAUGCUCUCGACGGUUGCGGCGAAUUCAUGCCGUCUCCGUCGUCAAUCUCCUCCGAUCCAACUUCUCUCAAAUGUGCUGCUUGUGGCUGCCACCGUAAUUUCCACCGCCGUGAUCCAGACAACAACAACGACUCAUCACCAAUCCAUCCUCCUCCUUCCGCCGCCGUAGAGUAUCAACCUCACCACCGUCAUCAUCCACCACCACCACUACCUCCACCACCGCCACGUAGUCCUAACUCAGCUUCUCCUCCACCAAUCUCUUCCUCUUACAUGCUCUUAUCUCUCUCCGGAACUAAUAACAACAACAACAACUUAGCUUCUUUCUCCGAUCUCAAUUUCUCCGGCGGAAACAACCACCACCACCACCACCAUCAACAUACUCUUCACGGUUCUCGUAAAAGAUUCCGAACAAAAUUCAGUCAGUUUCAAAAAGAGAAGAUGCAUGAAUUCGCCGAACGACUUGGUUGGAAGAUGCAAAAACGUGACGAAGACGAUGUUCGUGAUUUUUGCCGGCAGAUCGGAGUUGAUAAAAGUGUUCUUAAAGUUUGGAUGCAUAACAACAAAAACACCUUUAACCGCCGUGAUCUCGCCGGAAACGAGAUCCGGAAGAUUGAUAACGGCGGAGGAAACCACACUCCGAUUCUCUCCGGCGAGAUUAACAACAAUAAUAUUGGACACCACGGCGGUGGAGGAGGAGGAGAGCUUCACCACAGUGUUAGUAGCGGCGGUGGCGGAGGAUUUGAUAGUGAUAGCGGCGGAGCUAACGGCGGUAACGUUAACGGAUCGUCGUCGUCGUGAAGUUAAAGAUGAGAGUCUUUCAGAUUAAUAAGGAGCUUAAGAGUAA